AUGAUGAUGUUUCGUUUGAGUCUUCUGCUACCUCUCUUGGCGGCCACUGCCAGUGGCUUUGUGGUUCCAAGGGCAACCGUUCGAUCCUCGUCGUCGUUGUUGCGAGCGGGAGAAGAUGCUGCCGUCGAUUUGGGAGAUGUUAUUUCGAAUGCCAAGGAAGCCUUGGCGGAUGUUACCGAGGGUAUCACCACAAGAUGGGAGCCUGAAAUCGUCGAGGUCGAGCCAGACACUAGUGGUGUCAUGGACAUUUUUUCCUCCCUGUCACCCGAUGUGGGUAUUGCCAUUGCCGGAGUGGUAGUUCUGUUGGGCAUUGCCGCGGUCGUGUCCGGUUCCAGUAGCGGAGAGACUGCCAGUAGCGGUAGCGCCCCCAGGGCCCCCAGGAGAAAAGCAGGUAAGCAGGCAGAUGUGUCCAUCCCCUAUGAUGCCGCAGCACGGUUAGCCUACGAUGCAUGGGUAGAAUCACAAGAAGAUGUCAAGGCAUCCGAAGAAGCCUUUGUGGCCUUUAAAACCAUGUACGAGGAAACAGCGGUAGCGGCCGUCACGGCCAAGCAAAAGGCACGCAAUUUGGCGAGUUUUGACCCCACCAAACCAAAGCCACAACCAAGACCUGAACCAACACCCAAGCCACCAACCGCCAAAGCACCCAAGCCAGCCCCUGCCAAAAAAGCAGAAUCCAGCACUCCAUUUUUUGCACAAGUAAAAUAA
Messenger RNA from Seminavis robusta, 705 nucleotides. NCBI's taxonomy places the organism in Eukaryota, Bacillariophyta, Bacillariophyceae, Naviculales, Naviculaceae. The record is from the annotation of a GenBank genome assembly.